Messenger RNA from Alligator mississippiensis (American alligator), 3481 nucleotides. It is a transcript of the gene SP2, whose product is annotated as Sp2 transcription factor. Gene Ontology annotation, biological process: regulation of transcription by RNA polymerase II. The transcript has 8 exons. The coding region runs from base 1 to 2394 and encodes 797 amino acids. NCBI's taxonomy places the organism in Eukaryota, Metazoa, Chordata, Crocodylia, Alligatoridae. The record is from RefSeq and is a predicted model, not a curated record. Gene Ontology annotation, molecular function: RNA polymerase II cis-regulatory region sequence-specific DNA binding; DNA-binding transcription factor activity, RNA polymerase II-specific.
AUGAUGAGGAAACGCCACUACCCGCUGGACUGGGCAACGCAAGUGGGCUGUGAGCAGUGCCCACCACCCCUCAACCGUGACUGGCUCUACAGGUCCUAUGGCUCUGCAGGCCAGCAGCACCUGCAUCUCAUGUUCCUGCUGCUCAUUAUCAUGGGCAUCUGCCUGGCACUGCUCACCUUCUUUGCCUCAGGACUGGUGAAAAAUGACCCGGUUUUCACGCCCCCAUUUAUCAAGCCAGGGCAAGAGGAGCGAGAGCCCGGCCUCGCUCCCAAUUGGAAAGCUGCGCGCUCCAUCAGCAACCCGCUCCUCUCACUGGACGCGCCUAUCCGUCCGUCAUUCCCAAAGCCAUCGCCCAUUGGCGGAGCCGCCAUUCUUUCACGGGGGGGCCGCUGGCACGGCUCAGGCGUCCAUCAGGGAGAGGAUUGGCCAGCGCCGGGCAGCCGAGGCUCCCAUUGGCGGGCGAACGAGCGACUCGGGUGCAGAUUGGCCAGGCGGCGCCGGAGGGGGCGGGACGUGCAGGGCGGUGCCCGGGCUGCCGAGGAGGAGGAAGAUGGCGCCGUGAGGGGGUCGGAGCCGCCGCCGCCUGCGCCGCAGCCGGAUUCAGAGGACAGUAUGGCUGCCACGGCUGCAGUCAGCCCUAGUGAAUACCUGCAGCCUGCUGCAUCAACAGCACAGGACUCUCAACCAUCUCCACUAGCCCUGCUUGCAGCGACAUGUAGCAAAAUUGGUCCUCCAGCAGUGGAAGCAGCAGUCACUCCUCCUGCCCCACCUCAGCCCACUCCUCGAAAACUCGUCCCAAUCAAACCUGCGCCACUUCCUCUGGGUUCCAGUAAGAACAGUCUUGGAAUCCUGUCGUCAAAAGGGAACCUCUUCCAGAUCCAAGGGUCUCAGCUUGGGACCUCAUAUCCUGGGGGGCAGCUGGUUUUUGCCAUUCAGAACCCAACCAUGAUCAACAAAGGGGCCCGGUCAUCAGCAAACAUCCAGUACCAGACAGUCCCUCAGAUACAGGCUGCAGGGGGCCAGACCAUCCAGGUGCAACAGAACCUUGCCAACCAGAUUCAGAUUAUUCCCGGAACCAACCAGGCUAUCAUUGCUCCUUCCUCCUCUGCGCACAAACCUGUGCCAAUCAAGCCUGCUCCAGCACACAAGGGAGGGGUGUCAUCAGGGCAGAGCACAAGCAGUGUAGUCAAGUUAACCAGCGGCAGCAACGUGACGCUCACCUUGCCUGUGAACAACCUGGUUAGCAGCUCUGAGUCUGGGACACAGGCACAGAUAAUAGAGAGCCCGUCAAAACCCAGCAAAAAGACUAGAAAGAAAGCCAUGUCGCCGGCUCAGACGACAGCCAUGGCUGUGGCUGAGCAAGUGGAAACAGUAUUGAUAGAGACAACGGCAGAUAACAUCAUCCAAGCAGGGAAUAACCUGCUCAUCGUGCAGAGCCCUGGCUCAGGCCAGCCAGCCAUGGUCCAGCAGGUUCAGGUGGUCCAACCCAAGCAAGAGCAGCAGGUAGUACAGAUUCCCCAGCAGGCCCUGCGAGUGGUCCAGGCAGCCUCCGCCACACUCCCCACCGUCCCUCAGAAGUCCUCUCAGAACUUUCAGAUACAGACAACUGAACCAACUCCUACCCAGAUCUAUUUCAAAACACCAUCGGGUGAACUGCAGACUGUGCUGCUCCAAGAAGCCCCAGCCAUGACAGUGGCCCCAUCUGUCACCACCUGUAGCAGCCCUGUAUCCCGCAGUUCCCAGACAGGAGGAAGUAGCAAAAAAACAGCCACUCGCAAAGAGCGCACCCUGCCAAAGAUUGCUCCUGCUGGGGGCAUCAUCAGCUUGAACGCAGCUCAGCUGGCAGCUGCUGCCCAGGCUAUGCAGACUAUUAACAUUAAUGGCGUCCAAGUCCAAGGCGUACCUGUCACCAUCACCAACACUGGAGGCCAGCAGCAGCUGACAGUCCAAAACGUGUCUGGCAACAACCUGACCAUCAGUGGCCUGAGCCCCACCCAGAUCCAGCUGCAGAUGGAGCAGGCACUAUCUGGCGAGAUCCAGCCUGGGGAGAAGAGGAGGCGCAUGGCAUGUACAUGCCCCAACUGCAAGGAUGGGGAGAAAAGGUCUGGGGAUCAGGGGAAGAAGAAGCACAUCUGCCACAUCCCCGAAUGUGGCAAGACCUUUCGUAAGACCUCACUGCUGCGGGCUCAUGUGCGCCUGCACACAGGCGAGCGACCUUUCGUCUGCAACUGGGUCUUCUGUGGGAAGAGGUUCACACGCAGUGACGAGCUGCAGCGGCAUGCCCGGACGCAUACAGGUGACAAGCGUUUUGAGUGUGCCCAGUGCCAGAAGCGCUUCAUGAGAAGCGACCACCUGACGAAGCACUAUAAAACCCACCUGGUCAAGAACUUGUAGGGCCAGUGGCAGCAGUGGGGCUACCUGCUGGCCCCUUAAGUCCCUCGUGAAGGGUUCCUGCAAGGGUACAGCGUAGGGAACGCACAGAUGGCCAGUCUGGAACUCGGCAGCCCUCAUCCCACUCCUGGUUUCAGCAUCCUCGUGGAGGUAUCUGCACAGGGAAAGGAGUCAAUGGGGUUGUCCUUCCACAGAGGACAUCCACUCUGCUGCGCAGUCCUUGGGAACCCAGCUCCUCUACUCACAGAGUAUGUCAGACCUGGACAUUGAUUGCACGGGCCACAGCACUUAGGACCGGGGCAGAGGAAGGGACCUUCAUUUCCAAAGGAAUAUGCUCAGAUGGGCAUGAGAAGCUGAACCACCUCUCGCUGCACACAGGCUGAGGGGGACCUGCCAGCAGCACUGGGCACCCCUUCCAAACGGGCCUUGUGCAAGUGGCACAAGGAUAUCAUCGAAGCUUUCUCACAACAGUCCCGCUUCCCCCGUGUGCUUUGGAAGCUUUGACAUGACAGAGGGGGGCACCACUCCAUGGACAGGCUUGGAAGAGGCCACCUGGCAUUCUGCAGCACAUUCCUACUUUAUAUUUAAAAUGUAUAAAUACCUAUAAAUAUCUAUAUAUAUAUAUAAAUAUCUAUAUAUAUAUAAAUAUAUAUAAACUCCUUUGAAAAAGUCCUUUUUUCUAUGGAGAUUGUUGCCUUACGCUCCCAGUUCCCAAUUAUGAACACUGUGUAAUGUGAGUGCUUCUUUAUUUUUAUUUAAUUGCUCCCUUUUAAUAAGCUGCCCUUCCCUUCUCCCCACAUCCUUUCCCUGCUGAAGUUUAUUUUACAAUAAUGAAGAGGUUUUUUUCUCUCCACCCGUUUAUAUAUAUAUAUGUAUAUUCCCCUCCCCCCUCUCUUUUCACUUCCAAGUGGCAUGGCGUUUCACUUCAAAUCUUGAAACUGUCAAUCACCCUUGAUACAGAGCCCCCCAUCCCAACUGUGUAUAGUGUAUAUUGUAUCAUAGACUAUAUUGCUUUUGUGGUUCCUACAUGUUUCAAAAAACAUAUGAACUGUUAUUUUUGAGCUUUUAAAUUAAAAACAAAUCCACUUUA